AUGGAGCGGCAUUUCACUCCUGGAGGUAGUGCAAAAGGCUUGUCGCGGAGGCUGCGCGUCACCAGCAACUCCACCAAAGCGGGCUCUGGCCCCACGGCCAAGCCUGAACCCCAGCAACCCCUGGGAGCUCGGGUUCCAGCCGAGCCGGGACACCACGACUUGCCACCCUCCCGACCCGGCCAGGCCCGGUUGGGAACACUCACCCGCGGGCAGAAGAGGUGCCCGCAGCUCCAGCCUCGCUUCCCUUUGUCCCGCGCACGCCCCGCCCCUCGCGGCCGGCGCUUCCGCGCUCGCACUUUCCACACUCCUCCGGAUCCCUCUCUGCGCCCCCCCCGGCUCUCGGCAGAAAAUGCACCUUCUAGGGAGGAUGCGGGGAGGCUUCGCACACUCAAGGAUUUUUUUUCAGGCCCCAGACGUUCCUCAAAACUCCCGAAUCUGGGUCCUUUUCCGCCCGGCCGCCGAUUCGUCACGGCGGCGAGGGCGGAGGUGGCGCGACCGCGGGCUAGGCCGGGGCGGCGGCAGGGCCCCCCGAGAGCUGGGGGCCGCGGCCUGGGCCUCCGCGCGGGCCCGGGGGACAACGGGGCGCCCCGACCCGAGGCCCCGGAGCCACUGUGGCCGCGCGGGCCGCGCUCUCUCCCAGGCUCCGUGCCCGCCAAGCGGCUUGUUUCCCCCGGUCUUUUUCUUUCCUCUUUCUGGCUGAGAGAGCGGGUUAUCAGGCGCGGAGGGCUCGGUUCGCGGGGUUUCCGGCCUCGCAGGGCGUCCUGCCCUCACCGCCGGGCAUCAGCUUCGGCGAAGAGUGACGCGCGCGUCUCAGUUUUUCCCGGCUCGAGCGCGGGGCGAUUGCCGCGGGUCUCUGAGCCGAGGCCCAGAGGUGUCCAUCCCUCGCCCGGGUUGUGUGCCCUGCAGCCCGGCCUGGGCUCCUUCGCUUCCCUCUCCGGAACGACUGUCCCCCACCUUCAGCUUAAGUCACCCCCGCCGCCCAAACCCUCCCCUGAUCUCCCACAGCUCUUCGAUAACUUUAUUGUGGUCUCUCUCCCACUCGUUGUAUCAGACUCUGUUUGUCACCUCCAAUGCGUUAUGAAAGCAAAGGUUCAGUCAUCUGCGUUGGUCGCCUUCCUAUCGCCAGUACCCAUUAAGGCCUCGACCCGCUGUUAGAUGCUCGGUAACUGUGUGCUGAGGCAGCCUCUGGUCCGGUCCCGGGCUCUUUGCACUAGAUCGCAGUCCUCUUGAAGAAAAGCUGCAGCUGCUGGGUGUUAGGAAGAAAGUCCACUGUAAUGAGAAAAGGGUGGCGCAAAGAUCACGAAAAAGGAAAGGAGGAGAUCUGAGUGGAGCAGUGACAUUGAUAGACUUACCUCCUGGUCUUUACUCAGAUGUCACCUUCUCAGUAGGUCUUUCCUGACCUAUUUAAAAUUGCAAUUUAUUCCCCACCCUCCACUCUAUUCAUGGUCUGUGCUUUGUUUUUUCUAUAGCACUUACCACCUAACAUACUAUAUUUAUUAUCUAUUUAUUUUGUUGUCUUUUUCUUCCCAACAGAAUGAAAGCUCCCUGAGGGUGGGGACUUUUGACCUCUGGAAGAGUGCAUGGUACAUUCAGUUGUUCAAUAUUUGUGGAAUGAAUAAAUGAAUGGCUAUCUCAUUGUCCUCCCUUUGGUUUACUCCCCAAAAUUUGCAAAAUUAAGAAAGGAAGAAAAGAGGCAAAAUAUAACAGAGAAAAAAACCCUCUUCCCUUGUCCUGAAGAAAUUAAGACUACAGAGUGAAAUAUUCAGCAACUGAGGCCAGCCUUGUGGCAGAGCAGUUAAGUUCGCACAUUCUGUUUAGGAGGCCCGGGUUUUACAAGUUCAGGUUCCAGGUACGGACAUGGCAUUGCCUGUCAAACCAUGCUGUGGUAGGCAUCUCACAUAUAAGGUAGAGGAAGA
Molecule: messenger RNA, 1916 nt
Organism: Equus caballus (horse)
Lineage: Eukaryota; Metazoa; Chordata; Mammalia; Perissodactyla; Equidae
Source: RefSeq, a predicted model, not a curated record